CUCCAAGUUUGAACAGUUUUAAAUUCCUUUACACUUUUUUAAAAAAAAAAAUACUGAACCGGUGAAAAAUGAAUGUUUGCCAAACUGGACAAGGCACAAAAGACUUGAGCAGCAAAUCUGCUGUGGAUACAACUAUCCUUAGGAUACCAAAGGAGAGGGAUAGUCUACAUAAGUUUGCCAUCAGGGAGAUGCUGGGAAUAUCAGAUGACGAAGCUGAACGACCAAAAUCUCAAAGCAGAAGCGAAUCAGAAGUCACCAAAUUAGAUGAAAAUUGCAACAACUUGGCAGGAAAAGAAAGAAAAUCCCCAGUAGCCACAAGUUCCCGAAACUCUUCUCCGCAUAAUGUCAGUAUGUCCAGUCCCAGUCUACCGGGCGAGCAACAUGAGAGAUUAGUAAACUGUCGGACCCAAAGUAGCCCGCUGGGAUUUCCGCCGCCACCACCAUACGAUUUUCCAUGGCCAGGUCCAUUAUUCCGUGGAAUGGCUCCUCAUUUUUCACCUUAUCUACCGUUUGGCAUGCCGAUCCCUGGAUUUACUCCGGGAUUCCCGCCACUACAUCCCGUAACAUCAGAGCAUCAAUUUCCCUUAAAAGCAUUGAGUGAUCCGUUUUUAGCAUUCAACGCCAUGCGCCAUGCUUUCCCGCAAUCACGGUCAUUGGCUAGUGCGCAUUUACCAUACCCUAAACCUGUUUCAAAAUCAUUGAAAACUGACAGCGUCGAGGAAAAUGAUUCUAAAGUAUUGACUUCAGCAUUUGAUCCAGUGGUUUCUAAGUACAGUCCUUUGCGAGAAAGCUCCAUGUUCGAACUUGAUUUGUCUGUUUCUGGAAAGAGAAAAGAGAGAGAUGGAGAGACAAUGCGAUAUCAUUGCGAUGGAUGUACCAAAGUGUACGCAACAUUUAGCGGACUCACAAAACACAAACAGUUUCAUUGUGCCAGUCAGGUCAAAAAAGAAUUCAGUUGCAAAUACUGUGAUAAGACCUAUGUGUCUCUUGGAGCCCUGAAAAUGCAUAUAAGAACACAUACUUUGCCUUGCAAAUGCAAACUCUGUGGAAAAGCAUUUUCGCGCCCUUGGUUACUUCAAGGUCAUAUCCGAACACACACAGGGGAAAAACCUUUCAGGUGUGACCAUUGUGCACGUGCGUUUGCAGACCGCUCCAAUCUUCGCGCGCAUCUCCAAACUCAUUCUGACAUCAAAAAGUACAGUUGCAAAUCCUGCUGCAAAACAUUUUCGCGCAUGUCUCUUCUGUUAAAGCAUGAAGAUGGCUGCUGUAGUAAACCUUUAUUAGUGUAAAAUUAGUGUAAACCAGGUGUUCUUUCGGUGUCUAGUCAUAAUAAGCGGGUUUUUUGUGCAUUUUUGAGUGCUAAUUGGUUUUGAACUUACAAUUAUAUAUUCCACUUGAUUUGAUGUAAGA
Molecule: messenger RNA, 1410 nt
Organism: Saccostrea echinata
Lineage: Eukaryota; Metazoa; Mollusca; Bivalvia; Ostreida; Ostreidae
Product: zinc finger protein SNAI3-like
Exons: 2
Coding region: 69-1289 (406 amino acids)
Biological process (GO): regulation of DNA-templated transcription
Molecular function (GO): DNA-binding transcription factor activity, RNA polymerase II-specific; RNA polymerase II cis-regulatory region sequence-specific DNA binding
Source: RefSeq, a predicted model, not a curated record